This is a messenger RNA of Aaosphaeria arxii CBS 175.79, 1647 nucleotides long. Its product is annotated as threonine synthase-like protein. The transcript has 3 exons. Lineage: Eukaryota; Fungi; Ascomycota; Dothideomycetes; Pleosporales. Gene Ontology annotation, molecular function: pyridoxal phosphate binding; threonine synthase activity. Gene Ontology annotation, biological process: L-threonine biosynthetic process. The coding region runs from base 1 to 1647 and encodes 548 amino acids. The record is from RefSeq and is a predicted model, not a curated record.
AUGCCUUCCCACACCCCAUCUCAGCGCUACCUCAGCACCCGAGGAGGAUCCUACGACCUCUCCUUCGAAGACGUCGUUCUCAAGGGUCUUGCCUCCGAUGGCGGUCUCUUCAUCCCCGAGGAGAUUCCCACAUUGCCCACCGAUUGGGCAUCGAAAUGGCAGCAUCUCUCGUUCGCUGACCUCGCAUACGAAAUCUUCUCUCUCUACAUCUCCCCAUCAGAGAUCCCCUCUGCGGACUUGAAGCAAAUAAUAGAAAAGAGCUAUUCCACCUUCCGAACCAAGGACGUCACCCCCACCGUCACCCUCGAUGCGAAGAAGAACAUCCACCUGCUCGAGCUCUUCCACGGACCUACAUUCGCUUUCAAGGACGUUGCGCUGCAAUUCUUGGGUAACUUGUUCGAGUACUUCCUCGUUCGAAGGAAUCAGGGCAAGUCUGGACGUGGAAGGGAACAUUUGACCGUCGUUGGCGCGACAAGUGGUGAUACUGGAUCCGCAGCCAUCUACGGUCUGCGCGGAAAGAAGGAUGUCUCCGUCUUCAUCAUGCACCCACACGGCAAGGUCAGCGCUAUCCAGGAGGCCCAAAUGACCACGGUUUUGGACGCAAACGUGCACAACUUGGCUGUGGAUGGCACAUUCGACGAUUGCCAGGACUUUGUCAAGGCUCUCUUUGCCGACCCGGAGAUCAACAAGACUCACCGUUUGGCCGCCGUGAACUCCAUCAACUGGGCCCGUAUCCUCGCGCAGAUCACCUACUACUUCUACUCAUAUUUCCAACUCAUCCGCCAAUCUUCCUUCCUCCCCGCCUCCACCGUGCGAUUCGUCGUCCCAACUGGAAACUUCGGCGACAUCCUUGCUGGUUACUUCGCAAAGCGCAUGGGUCUUCCCUCGCAGAAGCUCGUCAUUGCCACAAAUGAGAACGAUAUUCUCCACCGUUUCUGGCAGACUGGAAAGUACGAGAAGAAGCCUGUGUAUGGACAGGAGGCUCUGGGCGGCGAACCGGCCGAUGGCGUCAAGGCACACGAAGACGGUGUCAAGGAGACGCUCAGCCCUGCAAUGGACAUCCUCGUUUCCUCCAACUUCGAGCGCUUGCUCUGGUUCCUCGCCUACGAGGUCUACAGCACCAACGGCGACGCCGUCUCGCAACGACGCGCCCAGGCCGGCGACCACGUAAAAUCCUGGUUGAAUGCGCUCAAGAGCGAGGGCGGUUUCAGCGUCGACAACAAGAUCCUCGAGGCCGCCAAGGUCAGCUUCACCUCGUACCGCGUGAGCGACAAGGAGACGCUCGACACCAUCGCCAACGUCUUCACCACCAUCUCGCCCAACUACGUCCUCGACCCCCAUUCCGCCAUCGGUGUCGCCGCAGCGCUUCGAUCCGCAGAGGAGCCUGACGCUCAACCGCCAAGCACACACCACAUCUCCCUCUCGACCGCACAUCCCGCGAAAUUCAGCAACGCCGUCCAGGACGCUCUUCAGGGCGAGAAGGGAUAUUCGUGGGAGAAGAUCGAGCCGCAGGAGUUCAAGGGCCUCGAAGACAAGCCUAGGAGAGUCAGUCACGUUAAGAAGUCCGACGGCUGGGAGGGAGUCAGGCGCGUCGUCGUCGCCGAGGUGGAGGCCGAGCUUCAGGCUGCAGAGAGUGCACAGAAGUAA